This is a messenger RNA of Cavia porcellus (domestic guinea pig), 1752 nucleotides long. It is a transcript of the gene Pdlim3, whose product is annotated as PDZ and LIM domain 3. Gene Ontology annotation, cellular component: stress fiber; filamentous actin; Z disc. The transcript is spliced from 8 exons. Bases 96 to 1184 code for a protein of 362 amino acids. Gene Ontology annotation, biological process: actin cytoskeleton organization; muscle structure development; heart development. The record is from RefSeq and is a predicted model, not a curated record. Lineage: Eukaryota; Metazoa; Chordata; Mammalia; Rodentia; Caviidae. Gene Ontology annotation, molecular function: actin binding; muscle alpha-actinin binding.
CCGCGCGCUCCCGCCGGGGCGCUGCCGGGGAGCGGAGUGGGGACCCUCGGGGAGCGCAAGCCGCCUCUCGCCGCGCCCCACCCGAGAAAGGCAGGAUGCCCCAGACCGUGGUGCUCCCGGGCCCUGCGCCCUGGGGCUUCAGGCUCUCGGGGGGCAUAGACUUCAACCAGCCUCUGGUCAUCACUAGGAUCACUCCGGGAAGCAAGGCAGCAGCUGCUAACCUGUGUCCCGGAGACGUCAUCCUGGCCAUUGAUGGCUUUGGUACAGAGUCCAUGACUCAUGCGGAUGCACAGGACAGGAUUAAAGCAGCCGCACACCAGCUGUGUCUGAAAAUUGACAGGGCAGAAACUCGCUUAUGGUCUCCACAGGUGUCUGAAGAUGGGAAAGCGCAUCCUUUCAAAAUCAACUUAGAGUCAGAACCACAGGACGUGAACUACUUUGAACACAAGCACAAUAUUCGGCCCAAACCUUUCAUAAUCCCAGGCCGAAGCAGUGGAUGCAGCACGCCCUCCGGUGUUGACGGUGGCAGUGGACGUAGCACCCCUUCUUCAGUCAGUACUCUUAGUACAAUUUGCCCAGGUGACUUGAAAGUUGCGGCUAAGAUGGCCCCUAACAUUCCUUUGGAAAUGGAACUUCCCGGUGUGAAGAUUGUACAUGCUCAGUUUAAUACACCUAUGCAGUUGUACUCAGAUGACAAUAUUAUGGAAACACUUCAGGGUCAGGUUUCAACAGCUCUAGGGGAAACACCCUCAAUGAGUGAACCUGUGGCCUCAGUACCGCCCCAGUCGGAUGUAUACCGCAUGCUCCAUGACAAUCGGGACGAACCCACUCAGCCUCGCCAGUCGGGCUCCUUCAGGGUGCUCCAGGAGCUGGUGAACGAUGAUGACCGGCCUGCCGGGACCCGCAGUGUCCGGGCCCCAGUAACCAAAGUCCACGGUGGAGCUGGAGGAGCUCAGCGGAUGCCGCUCUGUGACAAAUGUGGAAGUGGCAUUGUUGGUGCUGUCGUGAAGGCGCGGGAUAAGUACCGGCAUCCUGAGUGUUUCGUGUGUGCUGACUGCAACCUCAACCUCAAGCAAAAGGGCUACUUCUUCGUGGAGGGGGAGCUGUACUGUGAAACCCACGCGAGAGCCCGCACGAGGCCCCCGGAGGGCUAUGACACAGUCACCCUGUACCCCAAAGCCUAGGUCCUCUGCAGGAGGAAGCAUGCGCAUGUGCACACGCACGCACACAAACACACACACACACACACAUGCGUGUUUACACGAGGAAGGUGUGAAUGGCCCCAACGGGGGACUGGUGGACUGUGGGCUCCAACUCUACAGCCCUGGCCUUUAGACAUUGAUUUAUAAGACUGUGCACUGCGGAAAGGAAGGGGGAGGUAAACGGGUGCUCUCUGAUGAAAACGUGUGUAGCUAUAUUGCAAUUCUUUUUAUCUUUGACGAUAGCAAUAAUGACACUUAAAGCAAUAAUUUCUGUAUGUCAUAGGCCACAAUUUACAUUUGUAGUGUGAUCCCCCAGCGUGUAAACAUCAAGAUAUUAGGGGAGGUCCAUUGUCUUUCCUUGACAAAUCGACUUUUACAGUUGUAGAAAUACUGUACCAAAUACCAGUCGUGUAUUCUAACAUUCUCUGUGUCAUUUUAACUAUUGUAGUGCAUGGCAGGGAGAAAUUCUCAGGCUUUCUCUCAGGCUCUGAUUCAAGCAACUGUAUGCAAAAAAAAACCCAUAAUAAAUACAUAAAGCAUUUUUAAAGUA